UUCCAGUGAAAAUAACGAAUUGCAAUUAUAUCGCCCGUCAGUGAUCGUGUGUCUGUAGUGUAAAUCGAAGUUGAAAAGAUAAAAGGAAGGGAAUCAUCGCUAUUGGAAUCUAAAAAAAAGAUAUGUAAAAACGGUCUUGUUGGUACACAAAAAAUAAACAAAGAUUAAAGAAAACAAUAGAUAUUCUGAUAAAGAAAGGAACAUUCCUCUAUGCUGCCGCCAACGGAGCUGAGCGUUCGCGUCCUCCUGUCAGCCGGGCCUGGCGGCGUCUGGCCUGGGCGAGCCCGAAUAUGACGCCCUGGGCCCUCGGCAGUAGCGGGCUGAUCUGCAGUAGAGUCCCGCCCACGCCCACAGCCCCGCUGUCACCGCCCUUGGCCGAGGGUGCGCUUCGCCAGGCCUACUCCGGCUACUCCGACCUCUUGUACUGUAGCCUUUCCCGGCGGCGUCCCGGCCCCUUCGGCUCCUCCUCCGCCCUCCUCCAGUCCGCUCUGUCCUGUGGCGCGCGGCAGGAGCAUCGCUGUCGCCGGCUCGACGCCUCCAGCCUCCUGACGAAGGACUCGGCCGCCUUACAGGAUAUCAUCAUGCUGUGCUACGCGCUGCUUCAGGCGCACGAUGUGGUGGCCCACGAGGUGUACGGCGACGAGGCCAUCCGCGUGACGCCGCCGCCGCUGCUGCCCUACCUCAACGGCGGCGACGAGGUGGACGCCGCCAACGGGGACGUCGACAUGGAGAACAUCACGCGCGUCAGACUCGUCCAGUUCCAGAAGAACUCGGACGAGCCCAUG
Penaeus vannamei (Pacific white shrimp) is the source of this 785-nucleotide messenger RNA. The record is from RefSeq and is a predicted model, not a curated record. Lineage: Eukaryota; Metazoa; Arthropoda; Malacostraca; Decapoda; Penaeidae.